CGACUGCCACAUUCACGACUCGGGGUCAUUGCUGUUCUCAUUACUGCCAGAUGAAGGUAUAUAAAGAGCUUGGCUGGGAAUGCCACGAAUGUGGAUAUAUCACGAAGAAAGAUGACGCAUAUGCGGUUAAAAAGGGACUUCGAGCCACUAAUGAUUGAACUAGCCUCACGGCCGCCGGCAGCCAUCUCGAAAAACUAUCUCUAUGACUUUCUUUAUCCGCAAUGGUUUGUUCUCGACGCAGCCGCAGCUCGGGAUAACAUAACUCUGCAACCACAAUGCGAGAAGGCAAUCUGGCGGCACGAUAUCGACUUUCCCGGUGGGUAUAUCAUUCCUCGCCGACGCGAAUAUCUGCUCAAGCCCUUAGCAUCGGUUGAUUCGUACUCGUCACGUCAAGUACGGUUGCUAUCGUCGACAUCUCAGGGCAGGCUUGAUCCAUACCUUCGAGGUCCAGGCAAAGUCUCUGUAGGCGAUAUUACGUGUCAUUUUAAGGCAUGGGAGCCUAGGCGUUGAAAGCAAGGAGCAACAUACCAUGAGCUACAAGCGUAUCAGAAUAUUGCAAACGCUAUCCCCGAGAGAACGCUGCUACAUGAUGUUCGCGUCUCCCGUUUACACGGCGUGGUCGUCGACCACGAUAACGACCUCCCUCAACACUUUCCCCCUGCCGAGCAUAGCCCUGCCCCUGGCAAACGGUUGGUAAGGAUCCUCCUUCCUUAUAUUGAGAACAAGAGCACGUUACAUCUUACAGCACCAAGGUCUGAUAUUACUAAGAAUUAUCGACUUCGUUGGGCGGACGAGCUCGAGAUUCUUAUCCGAAUGUUACAUAGUGCUGGACUGGUACGGGGCGAUGCUAAACCCCACAAUGUCUUAGUUGAUACGAUGGACAAUCAAUCUCUGGCUCCUUGACUUUGGUGGCAGUUUCACUCAAGGCUGGGUUGAUUAGGGGAAGCGGGAUACUGCCGAGGGAGAUUUGCAAGGGUUGGAAAGAAUCAAGAACUGGCUCACACUGGAAAUGCGCACGACCUGCAAUGUAAUUAUAUCGUAAACGAUUCACCGAGGCAAACACCGCUUCGCUUCCUGGACACUAUGCUCAUCAUGCGGCAGCAGGCGACGGGGUAGCGGUGCCCUGGCAUGAACAAACGUACAUGAUCCGCCACCGGUCCAUUACGCUUUAGAUACUACAAGCCUUUAGCAACAAAAAGAGAAAUAGUCAUUUCUCUCUCGUAUGCAGCCUAUAAUAUAUUCCUCUGCCUCAUUGUCGC
Molecule: messenger RNA, 1259 nt
Organism: Xylaria bambusicola
Lineage: Eukaryota; Fungi; Ascomycota; Sordariomycetes; Xylariales; Xylariaceae
Exons: 1
Coding region: 112-510 (132 amino acids)
Source: RefSeq, a predicted model, not a curated record